AUGGGGGAUUCAAAGAAUGGUAGCGCGUACGGCCAAGCUGCCAGCGACACCGACUUUCGCAAGAAUUACGACCUCGACGAAUACGCCGCCAAAGCCAAGGAGCGAGAGGCAAGAGAGAAGGAAGAGUCCAAGGCACGAUGGGAGGCGAAAGUCGCUGGGAAGAAGUAUCACAAACCAUUGACUGGCGACGAAACAUUCACGACGGCCCGACGGAAUGUGCUCGACCUGAGUGCGCAGGUUGGAAAGACACAGCUGGUUCCUGCGGGCGCAGGUGUAGGGAAGCGAGGGCGAGGUGCCGGAUUCUACUGCGAGUCCUGUGAUUUGACGUUCAAGGACAACAUUUCAUACGUGGAGCAUCUCAACACGCCUCAACAUUUGAUCAAUACGGGCCAAACUACUGAAGUCAAGCGAGCAACCGUCGAAGAAGUUCGCGAGCGAAUAGACUUCUACAUCCGUAAAAGGGAAGAGUUAGAAAAGGAAAGGGUGACGACUUUGGACGAACGGCUACAGCUACGGGAGGAGGAGAGGGAGAAGGAGCUUGAGGAGAGAAGAAAGAAGAGGAGGGACGAGGCGGAAAAGAAACGAGUGGCAAAGGAAGAGGCGGAAAAGAUCAAAACCGAGUACGGUGAUGAUGUGAGAAUAGAAGGAGAACACGACGAGGAUGACAUGCUCGCCCAAAUGGGCAUUUCGGGGUUCGGUUCUUCGAAGAAAUGA
This is a messenger RNA of Clonostachys rhizophaga, 714 nucleotides long. The record is from the annotation of a GenBank genome assembly. NCBI's taxonomy places the organism in Eukaryota, Fungi, Ascomycota, Sordariomycetes, Hypocreales, Bionectriaceae.